Messenger RNA from Micromonas commoda, 954 nucleotides. RefSeq lists its product with no specific name. Bases 1 to 954 code for a protein of 317 amino acids. Lineage: Eukaryota; Viridiplantae; Chlorophyta; Mamiellophyceae; Mamiellales; Mamiellaceae. The record is from RefSeq and is a predicted model, not a curated record. The transcript has a single exon.
AUGACUCUUGGCGGCUCUGGCAUCGUCAUCGUACGCUACAAGUCUGCCGUACAAGUCUGCAACGAGUGCGGCACGGACUAUUACUACAACGGCAGUUUGUGCGUGAGCUGCCCAUUUGGCUCGUCCAGCCCACCGGGCGCCACGACCUCGUGUAAAUGCCCCAAAGAUUACCACCGCAAGGUCGACGGCGGCGUGUACUCGUGCGCCGCGUGCGCUAAGGGUUCCACCAGGCCCGCGGGAGACACCGUCCCGGGUGGCGACGCGACGACGUGCUCGGCUGGAUCGUCAUCGCCCUCUUCGUCGCCCUCAUCGUCGCCAUCGGCGGCUCCCUCUGCCCAAGACAAGAAGGCGGCGGCUGAGAAGACGCGCGAUGCGAUCCUCGGCGACAUCAAAGACGCGAGGUUGAAGAAAAAGGCCAAGCUUCUGGCGGAUGCCGCCAUCGCCGGCGUGAAGGUGCAGAGACUGACCGCCAAGCUCACGGCGGCGGAUGAGGACACGGCGUGCUCGACCGCCUUCACAAAGGCUGGAAUGAGCUCCAGCGACGGCGCUUGCGUCGCCACCGUCGCGUCAUCCGGCAAGAGGCGCCGCCUGUCCGCGACGGCCUAUGACGUGGAGCUCAUGUUCAGCUCAUCCACAGUGAGCGACGACGCGCUCACGGCGGCUGCGAACGAGCUCAAGGCCAACGGCGUGGAGGGCGUGACGUCCCAAGCGUCCGUGGAUCCAAUCGCGGAGCUCAAGACCGUCCCGGGGGUGGACACGAGCAAGCUGCAGACGUUCGAGACGGAAGCCGCGGCCGCCGUCGCCGAGACGGAGUCCCAGAACCCGCCGCCGCCGCCGCCACCGCCGAGUCCCCCCCCAAAUCUGGUUCAGGACGACGACGACGCCGGGACCCGCGUCCGAGCUCUAGCAUCCGCCCUGCUCGCGUCCGCGCUCGCACUCGCGGCGCUCAUGUGA